GCGGUGCCUUGUACCUCAUUGUGCAUAAUGGACGCCUCCCUCAACCCACUUAUCAACCUUUCUCGAUGCCAGUAUCAGCUGCUAAUAGUUGCGCAGAAUAUUCCAUCUCGUGCGACCUGACUUGGGACCGCUUCAAGACCACAGUCGAUCGGUUGGAGUACCCCGCGCUGUCGUAAUACCUGGAUUCGUGUCCGCGCCGCUUGUCCUCACCAAGCGUCAGGUGCGGCGGCACAUGGCGAGGUUCGAGAUUGAUCCAGCCCCUGCCAUGAACAUCAAGACCAACCAAAAGAGCUCAAGCAUCGAGGAGCAUGGCGAUGAUCCGUUUGCGCUGACGGAAAAUUGCGAUUAUUACCCUCCGUCGAAGGCGGCAAAGGCUGCAGCGCCUGCCACAUCAGAAGACAACACCACUGAAGACAAAGAUGAUCAAGUCGCGAUUCCGAUACCCAUUGCGACCCUAGUCUUUCAGGACGGCCGCACGGAGCCCGUCUAUACGCCCCUGUUAGGCCAUGAACAUCUAUUCAAGGCACGGCCUAUGACCAGCUCCCCGGCAUCAUCCAGCAGCCGGAGCUUUGAUUGUAAUCGUCCGAUUCAAGCGGCACCGUCCCAAAUACCUGGGACAUCCCAGCAUACAACCUGGGGGCCACAACAGAAGGCUGGGGCUCCGAAGAAGUCCCCUGCAUGCAAGCAGAGGAAGCCUGUCGCCCACAAGCAGGGAAUACUAAAGUCGAAGAGCCUCAAGAGAUCCCGGUCUGUUGCUCAAGGCCUGGGCCCAAACCGCAAGGCUGUGACAGACGACACUAGCUUUGAAGAUGCCGAGUCAGCUGUCGAAGUGGUGACCGAAGAGUCGCACACCUUCUACAUUGGCGAUAUUGAUGCAUUCAAGAAGUUUUUGACACGCCGCUUCGAUGAACUGACCAUGAAGCCCCUACGCGGCAUUGCUACACACUGGGUCAAGCUCAUUGAGCCUAGACGACUUGGAGACUGGGGCAAGUACCACGAGAUGAAACCUUCUGAAGCAGAGACGCCGCCAUGGUGGCCUCGAGACGUCAUUUACAAAGAACCUUCGCAUCUCAAGAAGGAGGACCUGUCCACAUUGGCUGUUGAGAUGAUGCUUGUCCACCGAGAGAUUGACGAGGUCAAGCGUAAGGGACCUUGGAUAAGCAAGCUUCGAGACGUAGCCAAGUUUACGGUUCAGACAACCUCAGCUGACCAUUUCUCUUCAUCUAAGGGCGCCGUUCAUAGCGAGGAGAUGAAGAAGCGUGCUCUGGAACAGAUACUGCCAAGCAUCUUCGAAGUUGCUCAAGCUUACGAGGAUCACAUCAUGCAGUACAACCUCAUCGAAGGGUCUGGCAACAAGGAUCCUGGCCGAGGUAGGCAUCACACAUGGAAGCCUAUCCCAAGGCCGAUUAGACGUCAGCAGCCUAAGCGACCUCGACGGGCUACCCGCUCAGAGCGUGUACAGGAGACGGUCUACGAAGCAUCUGGAGAUGAAACCGAGCCGGACGACACAAUGACGAGGCUGUCCAGUACUCCAUUUCUCCAUGGCCUACCUCAAGCUGCUUCAUCCCCUCAGCCGAUGGUUGCACAUACCAUAUCAGAGAGCCAGACACCACGACACUCCAUCGUUAUAGAAGAUGGCCAUCGACAAGGGUGGAAGGUCGACACACCCCCCGUCUCCGGUCCAUGCACACCGGUAACUUCUCAGGACGAUUGCAUGAUGCAUCGCACCACAUCUACCCCCAACUCCUCUUUUGACCAGUCAUUGCACGGACUGCACCUCGAAGAGGACGAUCUGGAUAUGAAGCCUCGUGCACGAACGAUGUCCGAUCACGGUAGCAUGCAGCCUCCCUACGACAUGCCCUCGUACACCCAGCCAUUGCAGUUUCAAGCCGCACCGGCACCGACUGGCUUCAGCGGUCAGCCAUACCGUCAGCGCGCAGAUGGCUAUGCAAGCCAGCCAUCUACCUUCGCUCAGAACGCGCCAACCUUCGUCAAUCCUUUCGCCAUGUUCAACGCGCCUCCCCCGCCCAUAGGCUACUCUCAAUACGCAUCACCGAUGCCUACCGCCAGCGUAUACUCGUACGAACAAGGAGUCUAUCCUCCAACGCCUAUGAGCUUCCCCAAUACACCCAUGAACAUGCCCAUGACACCAAGCGACGGUAGCAUGACGUAUCAUGGCCUGCCUACCAACUAUUCGGUUGACACUCAAGGGGUGCACCACUUCUGAGUCUUGCUUCUAGCGCGCGUUGCCAUCAUUUCCGGUGUUUGUCCAUGGUCUGCCUAUCUCGGCACCAAAAUAACGACUUGCGAUGAUUUCGUUACACGUUCUGUCUUGUCUUGUUUUGUCUUGUCACGAUCCAGCGCUGCAU
Messenger RNA from Didymella exigua CBS 183.55, 2369 nucleotides. RefSeq lists its product as uncharacterized. Lineage: Eukaryota; Fungi; Ascomycota; Dothideomycetes; Pleosporales; Didymellaceae. The record is from RefSeq and is a predicted model, not a curated record. Bases 233 to 2227 code for a protein of 664 amino acids. The transcript has 4 exons.